This is a messenger RNA of Anguilla rostrata (American eel), 1679 nucleotides long. RefSeq names its product iroquois homeobox 7 (gene irx7). Lineage: Eukaryota; Metazoa; Chordata; Actinopteri; Anguilliformes; Anguillidae. Gene Ontology annotation, molecular function: DNA-binding transcription factor activity, RNA polymerase II-specific; RNA polymerase II cis-regulatory region sequence-specific DNA binding. The coding region runs from base 415 to 1419 and encodes 334 amino acids. Gene Ontology annotation, biological process: neuron differentiation; regulation of transcription by RNA polymerase II; cell development. Gene Ontology annotation, cellular component: nucleus. The record is from RefSeq and is a predicted model, not a curated record. The transcript is spliced from 3 exons.
GCACAGCCACAUUGGCUCUUUCUGGAUAAGACUUGGGACCCCAGCUCUAAAACACAAAAAGCACCUAAUUAAGAAAAAAAAUUCUUGGAUUGCAAUGAAAGCCAUCAUGCACAGUGAUCCCCCAGAAUUGAUUUUGACAACCCCUAGUAGCACUAGAAGAUCAAGAUUUGAGUGUUACAUGAAGGUCAUAAGAGAUUGUGGAAAUGCCUGUGGAAGAGUAGAAGAUGGGAUUCAAACCCACGCAUGCAGAGCACAAUGGAUUAGCAGUCCAUCGCCUUAACCACUCGGCCACCUCGUCACAUCCACCUCGGAUUUUACGUCAUCGUGAUAAGCCCGCCCACGUCUAGAGGAUCGGUAUAAGAGGCGACUCAGGGGACUGUGCGUUACUGGAUCUGUGAAAGUCAAGAAGAGAGGAUGCCUACGUCACAAACUGGAUUUGGUGAUUUCUUUCUUGGGAGGAACGCCAGCAUGCCGCCAGGAUAUCAGAUGUCAGUUCUGGGGUGCCCACCCGGGGUGCAGCCACCUCCUCAUUUCGCGGCCAUCGCCGGUGUCCCUUUGACUUACCCGGGACUUCAGGGGUACAAUUUUAUCCCAUAUCCUCACUCCAGACACAUGGGGCACAUGAACAAUUCAUAUGAUGUGAAAGCUGCUCCCCCAUUCCAUCCGGGACUGCUGGGCAGAGGCGCAUCGUUUUAUUCCCCUUACCGGCCAGUGGCGACAGAUGACCCCAGCAGGGUUGCCAAGGUGGCCACUCGCGAGAGCACCAGCGCGCUGAAGGCGUGGUUGAACGAACACCUGAAAAACCCCUAUCCUACAAAGGGCGAGAAGAUCAUGCUAGCCAUCGUGACAAAGAUGAGCCUUACGCAGGUGUCCACCUGGUUCGCCAACGCCAGACGACGUCUGAAGAAAGAGAACCGGGUGAGCUGGGCGUCAAAGGGGAAAUCCGAUGAAGAAGAGGAGGACAGCGAAGAGGAAUGCUCAACCCAGAAAGGUCAGGGUUCCGAUGACGAAGACGAAAUUGACCCACAGACAGUAGAUGAAGAGGUGGAGAUCGGAGUCACUGGCUCCGAUGGUGCACCCCGGCCCGUGGAUGUGCAGUUAUCUCAAGGAAUUGACAUGCAGACAGAAACUCCGGCCGCAAACUCCACAUGUGAAACAGACGGUCAGAAGAAAGUGGAAUCUGGCUCAGGUAAAAUGGAAUGCAAGGGAAAUACAGACCCCCAAAAGCCCAAAAUCUGGUCUCUCGCGGAGACUGCAACCUCGGACAUUGGGAAAAAAACCCACGAAUGGGGUCACGGUCAACAAAACGAUAACAAGUGGUGGGUUCACUGGGCAUCUAGAAAUGGACAAUUUUUUCCUAUCAGCCAAACUACACAAGAUAUGUUGAGGCAGAGCGUUUCCAGAGACUUGAACUGUUGACAAGCAAUUUUGGGGAAAACAUCGCACUUUCAUUUUCAAAAUUUAGCAGAUUUCGUGGAAGUAAUGCACACGUUGGCAGACGCGUGUGUUAUGGGAUCUCCUGCAAUAUGUGGUUUAAAACCAAAGAUUUUUGAACACAUUCAGGUUUGUGUAAAUAUUUGUAUAAAGUCUAUUUUGUUGAGCGUGUUUGUAAAUUAUAAGCUGGUUCCACAGAAAACACAAGCAUAUUUUCAUAAUAAAGUCUUUCGAUCUCUAGAAAA